AUGACAUCCUGGUCCGAGAAGAAGUCGCGAAAUCGCACCCUGCAGAUUCUCCAGACUGCAACCGAAGGCAAAUAUGGAGUUCUUGGCGCUGUCGCGUAUAACAUUGAGCAUCUGACUGCCUACGUAAGGGCAGCGGAAGCCAAGAAGUCGCCGAUGCUCAUCCUCCUUUUUCCCUCAACGGUUAAGCAGCUUCCAACUCUGCCAUGGGCUGUCGCCGCAGCCAUCAAGUCAGCCAAGGUCCCCAUUGCGCUGCAUCUCGAUCACGCCCAAGAUGAGGAGGACAUCCGGGAAAUCGCAGCGACAAUGCCGUUCGACUCCAUCAUGGUGGACAUGAGUCACUACGAUCACGAGGAGAAUCUUGCCAAGACCAAGGUGCUAACCAGGGUCUGCCACGACCACGGCAUCGCCGUGGAGGCCGAGAGCGGUCGUAUCAAUGGUGGUGAGGAUGGUAUCGCAGAUACCGGAGACUUGGAGGCUCUGUUUACAACCCCGGAGGAGGUUGAGGACUUCAUCGGCGCCGAGAUCGACCUCCUGGCGCCUAGCAUCGGCAACAUCCACGGGGGCUAUGGCCCCAAGGGCCCUGAGCUGGACUACGAACGGCUGGUGAACAUCAAUAAGCAGGUCAACAGCCGGGUCUUGAUGGCGUUACACGGCACCAAUGGCUUCAGUGCGGAUAUUAUGAAGCGAUGCAUCGACAAUGGCGCCAUCAAACUGAACGUGAACAAGCUACUACUCGAGGUCUGGAACACCCACCUACAGGAGAACGUCAAUAAGCCGUUUUCGCAAUUGAUGGAAGACGGUAUGAACAUUCUGCAGGAGGAAGUUGAGCGGUGGAUCGACAUCUGUGGAAGUGCUGGAAAAGCUUAA
Messenger RNA from Colletotrichum graminicola M1.001, 867 nucleotides. Its product is annotated as fructose-bisphosphate aldolase class-II. Gene Ontology annotation, biological process: carbohydrate metabolic process. Lineage: Eukaryota; Fungi; Ascomycota; Sordariomycetes; Glomerellales; Glomerellaceae. Bases 1 to 867 code for a protein of 288 amino acids. The transcript has 3 exons. The record is from RefSeq and is a predicted model, not a curated record. Gene Ontology annotation, molecular function: zinc ion binding; aldehyde-lyase activity.